UGUGGGUUGCAUCUAACUCCUGUCUGUGUAAUGUUUUUCUCUCUGCUGAGGCUUACUUCUCCAGCCUAUUGUUUGAGACAACAGAUAUAAGUUGCGAUGGGAGAGGAGCGUCGGAUUUGGUGUGUAUCCCCCAUUUCCAAUUAUAGAUGGAUCAUUACAGACAGCGGAGUCCUGAGAAGCCAGACAUCUGCUCCUCACAUGAAUGCACUCACCUCCUAGAGACCAGGCUGCCAUCAUGCUCUGGAAGCUCGUGGAGAAUGUCAAGUACGAAGAUAUCUAUGAGAUGUUAGUCCACACCUAUUCAUCCAUGGUGAGUUUGGAUUCACGUUGUACCAGAAUUGCAUGCUCCCUCCUCUCACUGUCUCUCUGUCUCUCGGUCUGUGUGCGUGUCUCACUCUCUCUGUCUCUGUCUUCCUUUGAGCGCCUUUGGCUUGGUAAUUUAGCACCAGCUCAGAUGUUGGUUAAACGGCACGAUGGCGUCCCGAGCCACAGCUCGCGGCUCUCCCAGCUGGGCUCGGUGUCCCAAGGACCUUUCAGCGCCCCGCCGCUGUCCCACACUCCGUCGUCAGACUUCCAGCCGCCCUACUUCCGCCCCCCUACCAGCCGCUCCCCUACCACACAGAGCCAGGACCCCUACUCCCACGUCAACGACCCCUACUCCCAACCACUGCACCAGCCCCAGCACCCCUGGGGGCAACGGCAGCGGCAAGAAGUGGGUUCCGAAGCCGGCUCUCUCCUGCCCCAGCCUCGGGCCGCCUUGCCCCAGCUCUCGGGCCUCGACCCCCGGAGGGACUACCAUUCGGUCCGACGGCCCGACGUGCUGCUGCAUUCGGCGCAUUCACGGCCUGGAUCAGGCAGGGUGACAUCUCUCGCUGCAGGCCUUGGCCAUCCCGGAAUGGAAGACGUCCAGUCAGUUGAAGAUGCCAAUAACAGCGGCAUGAAUCUAUUGGACCAGUCUGUCAUAAAAAAAGUUCCGGUUCCUCCCAAAUCUGUGACUUCUCUGAUGAUGAAUAAAGAUGGCUUCCUUGGAGGCAUGUCCGUCAACACUGGCGAGGUGUUUUGCUCGGUCCCGGGCCGUUUGUCUCUGCUCAGUUCAACUUCAAAGUACAAAGUAACUGUGGGGGAAGUUCAGAGACGGCUUUCUCCCCCUGAAUGCCUCAACGCGUCUCUCCUCGGCGGCGUCCUCAGAAGAGCCAAAUCGAAAAAUGGGGGGAGAUCUUUGCGAGAAAGGCUAGAAAAAAUCGGUUUGAAUUUACCCGCGGGCAGGCGCAAAGCAGCAAAUGUCACGUUACUCACCUCCCUGGUGGAAGGAGAAGCUGUUCACUUAGCUAGGGAUUUUGGAUACAUCUGCGAAACAGAGUUUCCUGCCAAAGCUGUUUCUGAGUAUUUGAACCGGCAGCACACGGAUCCCAGUGACCUGCACUCCCGAAAGAAUAUGCUGCUGGCCACCAAGCAACUCUGUAAAGAAUUUACGGAUCUGCUGGCCCAGGACCGGACGCCGAUCGGGAACAGCCGGCCCAGCCCCAUCCUGGAGCCCGGAAUCCAGAGCUGCCUCACGCACUUCAGCCUCAUCACGCACGGCUUCGGCGCCCCGGCCAUUUGCGCCGCGCUCACGGCCCUGCAGAACUAUCUCACCGAAGCGCUCAAAGGCAUGGACAAGAUGUUCUUGAACAACACCACCACUAACAGGCACACGUCUGGGGAAGGCCCAGGUAGUAAAACUGGCGACAAGGAGGAGAAACACAGGAAAUGAAAAAUUAAAAAAAAAAAAGAAAAAUGUUUUAAAUACAAAAGGAAAACAGAAAAAAAUUAAUUUUAGCUUUAAAAUAUUGGAUUGGCUUUGGAAGAAUUAUAUUAGGUAGAAUACACAUACAAUCAAAAUUAAAACAAAAAAGCUAAGUAACUUAAAAACUGAGGCAUACAACGGAGCAACAAUAUCGGUUCUCAGUGUCUAUUUCAAGAUACACUUGGAGACAACCGUCCGGAUUUUCCACUUCGGUUCUUUCGAGCUUAGUAAUACUGAUAAUAAAAGAAAACCAUGUUUUCCCCCCUCAUUUGGAAAAUAAAACAUAAGACUAAACAUGAAAAAACGCUAACUUAUUGGAAGAAAAUCGGAGAAACUGUUGCUGUCAGUGCUUUGACAGCUGGUUGACUGAGACGCACGAACUUCUUAAUUUUUAAUAUUUUUUUAGGAAACUGCCUCGCAGUCCCCGCCCUUCCCCCUCAGCUCAUCUCUCUCCCAACCACCCUUUUCUACGUGGCCCUCCCUUCCUCAAGCUGUCACGGGAAUCAUCCGGGAUGAACACGAGUGUGGUUAGCCCUUUUGCGUUGUGUUUCAGUCCCCUCAGUCACCGCCCCCCCCCCGCCCCGCCCAGUCCGGCCCUGCGUUUUAGACUCACCGGUGGCCAGCUCCCCGGCCUUUGCGUACUUAGGGAGGGCGAGGGCGAGGGCGAGGGCGGGCGGGGCGGGCGGGCCGCGGAGGUGCAGGCGGUGGCUGCAACUUGCAGCUUUUGGCGUGGGCCGGCCGAGCAGAGGCUCCGGAGGCUGAGGAAAAUCCGGACCAAUACGUUGAUUCAGACUCAUCAUCAGUUCCUUUAAGAAAUGUUACUAGUUCUCAGCCUUGCCAGCAUCUGCAUACAGAAAAUCUUGCAUUUGUUAUAAUUGUGUCAUCUACCAAUUUUAAGAACAAUAGUAAAAAAAAUAUGAAUACGUUGAUUAGUAUGUAAUUCCUUCGGAGGGGUAUGUACCAUUUCAUUCUCUUCUGUUUUCCAAAGCUUUGCCCGCAUGGUUUAUGAGCUUCUUCAAAGAGGACUGGGGCUUCCUACACAAUCUAUAAGGUACAGAGAAAAAAAAAAUCCGAUCCCUUUUUAAUCAAAGCCUGUGUGUCAGAAUUCUGCAGGUGCACUUCUUUAAAGAAGCUCAAAGGGAAUGAUUUAGAAAGUGGCCAAUAAGAGACUGAAGCAGCUUUGAGUCUAGUUGCUAACAAAUAACACGGAAUUCUGGGGGACGGUGGAGCUGCAAACUGAAUUUUAGGGGAGAAGAGUAAGGGUUCUUGGAGCCCAGUAUUAUAACAACAUUGCCCUGCCUUUAAAAUGGAUUUCUUGGGCCCUGGUGACAGCUGUUUUAGCGGGGAAAGAAGCAGCUUUGGGAGUGGUCGUGGGAAGGAGUGUGGUGCAAGCGCCCAUGUUUCAGCAACAAUUUGCUUGCUUACGAGAUGCUUAAUGAGUGAGGCAUUGUUUUCCCCUCCCAGACGUGCACUUGUUUGGGCAUAUAAUGGUACAAUAAUGCAAAGUGAAAGGAGAUGUAUUUCAGCUUUGAAUUUUACUGUCUGGAUACAUUGGGACUAUUCCCAGUGGAUAAAGUUUUAUGCGUUUAAUAUCUCUCACUUCUGGCAGCCCCGCUCCUUCCUCGGGCUUCAUCUGAGCGUUAUCAGGAAAUAAGAUCUGGAACCCAUUGUCUCCACCCUCUCAAAAGCAGUGGGAAAUCCCCUGGGGCGGGGGGGGGGCGGUGAGCUAGUUCUCUAAAUUUAGUAUCGAUACCCAGCACCUCUUUAUACAAAGUAGACGUUAGGAUCAACAUCCCUUGGAGAUAAAGAUCCAGAUGUCUUUGCAGGAUUUACAGUUAGGACCCCCUGGGACUCUCAGUUCUGCCGCCUGGAUGGGUCUUGGUCUUGGGGGAAGGUUAGAGGGCAGGGUUUAGGAACCUGCUGUGAGGUUUGCGCUGACAUUUUUAUGAGGGUGGGCCUUAGAGUGCUGGUUUCAUCACUAGAAGGGCCAAAGGAACGGUUAAAGUCACACCCCAGCCCACCUACCGCCAGUGCCUCUGGGGGUCUCUGGUUGUGUGGUGCUCAGCCUAGACGAGUGGAAGAAGUACCAAGGCCGGGAAUUAAACCUUAUGAAGAGUGUAGACACUCCACCUCUCCCCAGCUCAGAAGCCCGCGCCUUUGUCCAAGCGCUUGGCCGCUUGCAUUAGAUGUGUUCUGAUUGCAAAAGACCGGAAGAAACCACACUGAAAACCGUCGUCUCCUUUCCUUGCAGGGCAACGCGCCCCACGCGUGUGACGUGCGAGAGACGCGAUGGACGCGCCUUGCUCUUACUGUGCAGGGCCUGAAAGCGUGUGGGCCAAUCGCGCCCAGUCGUGUUGAGGACAUAGAAUCAGCCGCUGGAGGGGCCGCGGGCCGCGUGGGCCCUUCCCGCUCUCGGUCUCAUCUUAAGGGCUAAAGGGACCGAGAAAGCCCCAUUCUCCAGUAGGUAAUGGGGCGGCGCCCGGAGGGCUGCAGGCGGGGAGGGGUCUCCGUCCUGCCUAGGCCCUUUGCUACCAGCGGCCACUCCCGGGCCUGCUCCCGGAGGGCGAGUGGCCUAGAAAUAUCCGGGGAAUCGGAAGCUUUCCCCGCCUUUGCCAGGACGAAAACUCUCUCCAUCCUCACGCUCCUAAAGACCGGUGAUGGGAUAGGAAUUCUUCCUUGGCUAAGCAGGUUACCUCUGUCGCCCUUCGCCCUCAUUCGUGCGUCCCUCCCACGCCCCAGCUAAGUAGAGCCCUGGCGCGCGCGUCUCCUCCCUCCCACCACCCUCCCCGCGUGGAGAGAGCCCGCUGCCCCCUCCCUCCCUCACUUCUCCUUUAAUGUACGACCCCCCAUCCUCUUGCUUUCGUUAGCCAGGCCCGCUACAUUUACCUGAUAAUUGAGUUAUUAAAAGAUUUGGUUUCCUUGGACCCAUAAAUCAAUAAACAGUAGGAUUAACGCAAGAGUUUGCCUUUUAAGUCAAGGGAAACGUUUAAAGCAAGCCUUUUGGAGCUUUGUUUUCAAACCAAACAGGUGAGUUGCAGAUCUCCCCCCCCCAAACCUACACUCUUUCGACAAUUUAUCAUGCCGCUUGCCCCCUCCUAAAUGCUGGGUCCCAAACCAAAAGAGCUAAAGUAGAAAAGAGGAGUCAGGAUGUGGCGGCCGCUGCCCUCACACUUUCCACUUUGCAAGUUCCUUUGGAGGUUCUAAAAGUCUCCUGACCAUUGUCUGUCCAACACUGCCUCUUCCUACAAGUUCUGUGGGUCUCAGGGGAGAUAAAAACAAAGGCUAUUCCGGGUGCGGAUUCCAUCUCAAAGUGAUCUUUAACUUCUCCCUCUAACCCGGAAGGUAACCCUCCCCCCAGUUAUCUUGCGUUUUCUUUCCUUCUCUCUUGCUCCACAUCCUUAGCUUUCUCCACCCCCGCAUAAAGAACCGAAGAAGCUUUUCAAAGAUCUGGCUGUUUUAUUUUCUUUGGACAAGGAAACCACUUUCUCUCAAGCAAUUAUUUCAUAUCCUAAGAAAACUUUGGUCGAAUGGAAAACCUGAAACCCCGAACUUACCUACACACCGUUCCUCCAGUACAAAGCCUUACUUAAAAGGGCAACUCGUUCCUACUUGAGUGUUUAUAGAGAACUUGUCAUCACAUCUGAUAUUCUGUGUGCGUAAUACAUUAUAUGGAAAGGAAAUAACCUUAAACCAGCUGAUGUUGCCUCAAGAGUCCAGUGUUUCCCUUCCUAUGCGGACGUAUGUUAAAUUAUGGGGGAGGGGAGAGAAGAAAUAUCAAAAUUCAUUUUGUUUUCUUUUAAAGGUGGAAUGAACGCUAUUCUUUAAAUGCCAAAAUCGACUUCUCUGUUGAGUUGGUCUCUAAUUCACUAAUACUGUUUUUGCCACACAAUCGAAAAAUACCAAUCUAUUGACUCUUCAGGAGAAGAGCUCUGGAGGGUAACCAUGUUAAGUUUGUAUAUAUUUAUUUAUGCUUAAUUUAACGGGAAUGUGUAAAUAUGGCGAGCAAGUAGUUUGGGAUUAUUUAUCUGUGAAUCUAUACCUCUGUGAAUGGGUGGUUAAAAAAAAAAAACCGGCUUGACCCUAGGUAGAAUCCUAUCUGAAUUUUUCUGUUCUUUAUAGACAAGCUGUUAUGGUAAUGGGUAGAAAUUGGUUUAUUGUCCAGUGUUGAUCUGAUUUACAUAAAUAAAAAGAUUGUUGUGUUUUCAUCUUCAGUUUCUUGAAUAUGGAUAUUGUUUAUUUCUACAGGCAGGGAAAAAAAAACAAACAAGUAUAGCCAGAAGUUUUUUUCUUUUUGUCCCCCCUCACCGAAA
This is a messenger RNA of Rhinolophus ferrumequinum (greater horseshoe bat), 6096 nucleotides long. It is a transcript of the gene TFAP2B, whose product is annotated as transcription factor AP-2 beta. Gene Ontology annotation, biological process: regulation of cell population proliferation; regulation of transcription by RNA polymerase II; anatomical structure development. NCBI's taxonomy places the organism in Eukaryota, Metazoa, Chordata, Mammalia, Chiroptera, Rhinolophidae. The record is from RefSeq and is a predicted model, not a curated record. Gene Ontology annotation, cellular component: nucleus. Gene Ontology annotation, molecular function: DNA-binding transcription factor activity, RNA polymerase II-specific; RNA polymerase II transcription regulatory region sequence-specific DNA binding.